GUGGAAUGAGUUUUAUCAAACGGUGUUUUAGAUUAUCAAGGUGCAAUAUGAAGAGCAACAGUUACAUUCAAAUUAUAUAUUUCGGUAUACUCUACUUAUUUUUUCUUAUGCUGUAUUUGCUUUCAUCUGUUGAGAGCAUGCUGCUUAAAAAAAAAGGUAGCUGUAAAAUGUCUUGAUGCAACGGAGGCUACGACAUAGCAUUUCAAUCUCCGGUAGCCCAUGGCUUGAGGUGCGCUGUUAUGGAUAUGCAUGCAAGUCAUGUCGCAACCUGUAUUAAUCGUCACUGGAGCAUCACGAGGAAUAGGAAAAGCUGUAGCUCUUUCUGCUAUCAAGUCGCUCAACGCUAACGUAUUAGCCGUUGCUCGCUCGAAAGAUCUUCUUGAAGUCUUGAAGCAAGAUGUUGAUAAAUGUGGAAAAGGUCAUUGUCUCGAAAUUGUAGUCGGUGACCUGACCGACGAGAGGGUCGUGACUAGAGCGAUUGAUCGUGCUAUAGAUAGAUGGGGGCGCAUUGAUGGCGUUGUCGCAAACGCAGGAGUUCUAGAGCCAAUGGCUCUAGUGGAAGAUGCCCCGGUUCAAGGAUGGAAGAAGCUCUUCGAUAUCAAUCUCUUUUCUAUCAUCACAUUGGUACAAGAGGCGCUUUCGCAUCUCAAAAAGACCAACGGAAGAAUCAUCAAUGUUUCUUCAGGUGCGGCUACGAAGGCUUAUAGAGGAUGGGGAGCAUACGGAGCUUCCAAGGCUGCCUUGAAUCACCUUACCGAAACUCUAGCAGUUGAAGAACCCAAUAUCACGACUAUUGCUAUUCGACCAGGAGUUGUCGAUACAGAUAUGCAAGGUCUGAUUCGCCAAGAAGGUAAAGCUUCCAUGGGUGAUUUUCACAGCAAGUUCGUUGAUCUUCACGAACAAGGAAAGCUAGUCGACCCCCAAGACUGUGGUCAUGUCAUUGCUUCAUUGAGUAUCAGCGGUAGUAAAGACCUUUCCGGAAAGUUUCUUAGCUGGGACGACGACAGUUUGAUUGAACAUAGGCGAAAGAAUUGAAGAAUUCAAAGUUUUGCUAUUAGACAGAGGAUGGUAUAUGGAGCGAAGAGAAGGAGCUCCCGAUUAGUGUGAUGGUUUGAUAAAGCAUAUAAUAGAUCGAAUGCGCACCAUGCUAUCAUUUUUUUUUCAUCACGAA
Messenger RNA from Umbelopsis ramanniana AG, 1171 nucleotides. RefSeq lists its product as uncharacterized. Gene Ontology annotation, molecular function: oxidoreductase activity, acting on NAD(P)H, oxygen as acceptor. The transcript is spliced from 6 exons. NCBI's taxonomy places the organism in Eukaryota, Fungi, Mucoromycota, Umbelopsidomycetes, Umbelopsidales, Umbelopsidaceae. The record is from RefSeq and is a predicted model, not a curated record. The coding region runs from base 250 to 1035 and encodes 261 amino acids. Gene Ontology annotation, cellular component: intracellular anatomical structure.